Molecule: messenger RNA, 1986 nt
Organism: Oikopleura dioica
Lineage: Eukaryota; Metazoa; Chordata; Appendicularia; Copelata; Oikopleuridae
Source: the annotation of a GenBank genome assembly
AUGAUGAAAAGGACUGCGGACGAGGGUCCGGAUGGCCUCCCGCUGGAGAAGAAAGUCAACGCCAUGGAUGCGCUGGAUUUGGGUUCUUCAGGAUCAUGCAUGUCCUCACUGCCACAAUAUCGAUUAGGGACGAUUUCUUCUUCCGAAGAACUUGACAAACGAGUCAACGAGUUCUCCAAAGCAAGACUGGUUGAUCUGCUCGAAGCGGAGAAGAAGAUCAAAAGCGAAAGUCUGCAGCGCGCCGAAGUGGCCGAAAAGAAACUCGCGGAGAAGAAAGCGUUUUACCGAGUCGUCCGGAGCUGGUGGAAAGAGUUCUCCGCCGAGCUGGGGACGCUGACAAACCAGCCGGUCAAUCUCACCUAUCAUUUUCCAACGGAAGAGGAGGUUCAAAAGGAAUUCGACGAAGCCCCCGAAUCUGAUGAAGUUUUACGUGUUUUUGGAAGGCGAUUACGAUCUGAAAACGACUUCACUCUCCGCUGCGUGCAGCGCCUCCUGGCUGGCGUCAACGAUGCCGAAGUCAAAAAAAUGGCGGCCGAGGUGACGGAAAAGAACAGAGACCUCUCGGCCGAGUUAGAAAAAGUCGAGAACGAUUUGGAGGAGAAGACGGAACUCUGCGAAGACUUGAAGCACAAAUGCGAGCAACUGACGAAACGCAACUACAGACUCAUUGGACAGAUGAAAAGCCGCUCUGCGAAGGUGCCGGAGAAGAAACAGCCGAAAGAAGAAGACGAGGCUCUCCAAGAAAAAGAUAACGAGAUCGCCGAGCUGAGGGCGAAGCUGUCCGAGUUGCAAACGGAGCGCGACAACAUGGAGCUGCGCGUUAAAAAUCCCUCCGAAGCGGUCAUCAUCACCAGCGGCGUCUAUCAAUCGUUGAAGGCGCAGUUUUCGGUUUUGUACCAACAAUCGGAGCUGCUGAAGAGGCAGGCCGAAGAUGCCCGGGCUUCGCACGAAGGAAUGCGCAACCUCUUCCUCAGACAACUCGAGCAGAUGGAAUGCGAAGAACUCAAUCUGCAGGAGCAAAUGAGAACGAAACUCAAAGAACAGGAAGCACAAAAUCACACGCUUCAGUUGCAAUACGACAAAGUCUGCAACGAGUAUCAUUUGCACCAGAAAGCGACCGAGCAAGCAGGACCCAUCAAUCGAGAAAUGCGCCAGCUGAUCAACUCGCUUCAAUCCCACAAUCGCCAACUGAAAGCCGAACUCAACAGGCAAAAACGUAAAACGCGCGAGCAGCAGCAAGAAAUCGAAGGUCUCAAGGCCGAACAACUCCUCCAGAAACAACGAGAAGAGCCUGUCUACAGGAUAUUCACGGAUUUGGAAAAUGAAGUUCUUGAAACAGGAAUUCCGCAGAAAGCGCUAGAAAGCUCAGUGGAAGGCCUUGAAUGCGAGCUGCUGCGUGCACGAGACAAAGCUGCGAGACUCGAAGCUCUGCUGACGAAUCAUGAGCCCAGCGAAGCAAAUGAUUAUAAAAUGCGACUGGCUGAGAUGGAGUCCAGGCUCUCUGAUCUACGCACGUCCUACUUGAGGAGGCUGAACGAACUGCCACGCGAUUGCCUCGUCUUGGAGCACCAGAAGAGAGCGCUGGUGGAGGAAUACGAAGCGAAAAUCGCCGAGUUGAAACGAGCAAACGCAGAAAAAGAGCUUCAGGAUGCAUCGAUGCAGGACGAGUUCGAAAAGACCGGCUUGGCAUUGGAAGAGAUACAAGAGCAAAAUGUUCGGCUCGUUCAAGAUCUCCGUGACAAGGACAAGGAGUAUUUUAACCUGUUUCAAGAGCGCAUCAAGAUUGGAAGCCUGCAGCAAAUACAAGCGAAAGAAAAAGAAGUACUGGAAAGUAAAAUCUUACAGCUGGAAGCACAGGCCGAGAGUCAACAGAAACUCGUUCGACAGCUGGAAGAGAAGGAAAUGCUCCAAACAGCGCAAGUGAAAAACGGCGAACAGGAACUCUCUCUCCGUACUCAGAUUUUUGACGGUGCUAGAAUCGAUUAG